Globicephala melas (long-finned pilot whale) is the source of this 2067-nucleotide messenger RNA. It is a transcript of the gene ZNF697, whose product is annotated as zinc finger protein 697. NCBI's taxonomy places the organism in Eukaryota, Metazoa, Chordata, Mammalia, Artiodactyla, Delphinidae. The record is from RefSeq and is a predicted model, not a curated record.
GGCCGUGAGUCUGCCAGAAUUACGGAGGGGCUGGUGUGUCUUUGAGGUGUGCUGGAAUGGCAUCAGGACUUAGAAAGGGGAAUACUGUGUGAAUUCCACAUUUGGACUACUCAGAGUAUCGAGUCCCUGCCACAGUAUUUUCCAAAGUGCUUUUGAAUGUUUCCUUCUGACACCCUCCGUGUGUGAAAGGUUACGUAGCAUUAUCCUCCUUGCCCUGAGGAGGACACUGAAACGAUGAGAGGUUAACUGACUUGCCCUGGGCUGCAGAGUAAGGCUGACUCCACUGGAAAGGCUGCUGCCCGUAACUCCUGCUUUCCACGCCGAAGCGUCACAGAGCCAGGGCUGCCUCUGGAAAGCCCUGUCAACAGAGGCAGGGAUCCGUGGUCACCUCCCUUGUCCUGGUCUUCCUGGAUGGAACGAGAAGAUAAACGGGGCAUGUGUGAAGCCCAGGACUCAGAAGACAAGGGGAUGGACUCUGAUUUUGAGAACUCUGAAGACAGGGAAGGGGACCCAGAAGACAGAGGAAUGGGCUCUAACCCACAUGAUGCAGACAAGAGAGAAUGCCACCUGGAGCAGGAGAUGGGCUCCAACCCACAGGAUGAAGCUCUAAGAGGGGACUCAGAGGAGAGGGAACUAGUGUCUAACAUCUGCACAGAGGGGCUGCUGAGCGAGGAAGAAGGGGUUGCUCUCCGUGAGGAAGACGAUGACCAAGCUGGAGUAGCUGAGAUGGCGAUGUUCGCAGGGCUGUCUGAGUCCGUCGGCAUUUCCCGGAGCCCCCAAGAAGAGGGGGAAGAGGAGCAGCCGCCUCCUGCCGUGCUUCCCUGGAGGCGGCACCUCUCCCUGGGGAGUCGACACCGGGGUGACAAGCCCGCCCACCGCCGAUUCCGCCGGCUCCACCACCCCAUGGCCAUGGACCUCGGGGAGCUCGACAGCCUGAUGGCCAGCAUCAUGGACGCGCCCACCAUCUGCCCCGACUGCGGGGAGAGCUUCAGCCCGGGCGCCGCCUUCCUGCAGCACCAGCGCAUUCACCGCCUGGCGGAGGCCGCCGCGGCCGCCAGCCUGGAGCCCUUCGGCUUCGCUGGCGAGUGCGGCGGGGUGGUGGGGAUGAUGGGCGUGGGCGUGGCGGGGGCCUUCGGGGCGGGGCCCGCGCUGGCCCGGCCCCCGCGCGAGAAGCCGUUCCGCUGCGGAGAGUGCGGCAAGGGCUUCAGCCGCAACACCUACCUGACCAACCACCUGCGGCUGCACACGGGCGAGCGUCCCAACCUGUGCGCCGACUGCGGCAAGAGCUUCAGCUGGCGCGCCGACCUGCUCAAGCACCGGCGCCUGCACACGGGCGAGAAGCCCUACCCGUGCCCCGAGUGCGGCGAGGCCUUCAGCCUCAGCUCGCACCUGCUGAGCCACCGGCGGGCGCACGCGGCGGCCAGCGGCGCGGGGCCGGCGGCGCUGCGGCCCUUCGCCUGCGGGGAGUGCGGCAAGGGCUUCGUGCGCCGUUCGCACCUGGCCAACCACCAGCGCAUCCACACGGGCGAGAAGCCGCACGGCUGCGGCGAGUGCGGCAAGCGCUUCAGCUGGCGCUCGGACCUGGUGAAGCACCAGCGCGUGCAUACGGGCGAGAAGCCCUACAUGUGCUCCGAGUGCGGGGAAACCUUCAGCGUCAGCUCUCACCUCUUCACGCACAAGCGCACGCACUCGGGUGAGCGGCCGUAUGUGUGUCGCGAAUGCGGCAAGGGCUUCGGGCGCAACUCGCACCUGGUGAACCACCUGCGCGUGCACACGGGCGAGAAGCCCUUCCGUUGCGGCCAGUGCGAGAAGCGUUUCAGCGACUUCUCCACGCUCACGCAGCACCAGCGCACGCACACGGGCGAGAAGCCGUACACGUGCAUCGAGUGCGGCAAGAGCUUCAUCCAGAGCUCGCACCUGAUCCGCCACCGCCGCAUCCACACGGGCAACAAGCCGCACAAGUGCGCCGGCUGUGGCAAGGGCUUCCGCUACAAGACGCACCUCGCGCAGCACCAGAAGCUGCACCUGUGCUAGGGCUACGCCGACGGAGGCUGCGCACUGGGGGGC